This is a messenger RNA of Notechis scutatus (mainland tiger snake), 607 nucleotides long. RefSeq lists its product as uncharacterized. The record is from RefSeq and is a predicted model, not a curated record. NCBI's taxonomy places the organism in Eukaryota, Metazoa, Chordata, Lepidosauria, Squamata, Elapidae.
AGUUUCCGAGCGCAUGGCGAAGGACGAGCGACAGAUGAUAAUGGAAGCAGCAGCUCAAACCGAGGCUGUGUCUCAUUACAAGAAGGAGCAAGCCGUCACCUACUUCAAUCGAGGAAGUAUGGGAGCCUACUACAAACAUCUGGAGGAUGGUCAGCUGGAGUUCCAGGAAGCCAUCGGCAUUAUGGUCUACGUCAAGAUGCUUUUGGCCAAGACCAACUGCACCAGAACCAAAGAGCAAGAAGAGGCUGGCGUGGAAUAUUCCAGAGCCUACAUGGAGAAGGAGGGCUGCCAGCUUCUACCAAAAUUAAAACAAGAGAAGCACAACUGCACCUUUGGUAUCUUCAUCAACAUGAGAACCGAAAAGAAAGCCGUCGUCAGCCAGGACUGCAUUAUCACGCCCAGAAUUAAACUUCCUUUUUAAAGGGUCUCACCUUCUGAUGCUCAGCUCUGGGAGGAAAGCACCCCCCUGCCUUCCCCGAUAACCGCAUAAUCACUUAGAAGCAACUACCCAGCCUCCCCACUCGCCCACCCUAAGGGGAAUCCACCGCACUCCCAUCCCCAAAUCCUCAUAGCUCUUGUUCUGAAAUAGGAUAAUAAAAUUAAAUUG